AUGAAGACUUUUUACAUUGCAAAUGGAAACAAAGACAGCACCUCCUUGAUUGGAAACAGAAACAGCAAUGGAACCAACCAACGGGCACAGGCAAACAGCACGAGGAGAGGGACCAUGCCGCGCCAAACUGGACCUCAGUCCGAAGAAAUGCUGCGAAGGAGUCUUCAAGAAUCCUGGCGGAGAAACUUGACAUGCUUGAUGAUGCCGACUUCCGGUGCGAUGAUCAUGAUAACGCAAGCCAAGUCAGCAAUGGGACUCCAGGUGCUCGAAACUGAGGGAAAGGGGAAAGACAAUAGGAGUUCUUACCUCGAAAGGGAAACGAAACACCAAACUCAAGGACUGACUUAUUUCUGA
Molecule: messenger RNA, 354 nt
Organism: Seminavis robusta
Lineage: Eukaryota; Bacillariophyta; Bacillariophyceae; Naviculales; Naviculaceae
Source: the annotation of a GenBank genome assembly